GCCAUUACUUAGUCCAAUGUGGCAUUGUCUUAACAUUUCCCCUUUAGCAUUUCGAUAUAUUGCAUCUUCUAUCUCCAAUUUCUAUAAAUCAUUCAUUGCGGGAACCUAUAUUAUAUCUUCAGGAUCAAAGAAUAGAUGUCCGAGUCCGUUAGCAAUGGUCGGAAUUAUUAAAUCUGUCUUGGAGGAUUCAAAUGUAAAGAGAAAUGCAAGAAUCUUGUUAUCUAGUGGAUCAAAAAUCAAUAUGAAUUUAUUAGCUUUAGUCGUUAAUGAUUUAUUUGAAAAUGUAGAAAAUAAAUCAUAUGAUAUAUAUGAACUUUUAAAUCAGCGCAUUAAAAUAUAUGCAAUUGACGAUAAUUCAUAUAAGGUUGGCAUUGAUCUUUUCAAUGAUGAAUUCGAAGACCCAAAAAGUGUAAGACUUUUGAGUUGGAAUAGUUCUGAGAAUUCAGAAAUCAAAAAAAUUUCUGAUACCUUUAAAACUAUUCCGGAACAACCAAUUAAUAAAAUCUCUGAAUUUUACAUCAAGAUUAUCAACGAUAAACAACUUUGGCUCGGUGUUAACGAGAAAGGGGAUCUGGUUCCUUCAGAAAAGCCUAUUUUAUUUUAUAUAUCAAAUGUACCAUUUCUAGAUCAAAUUGCAUAUCGAAUUUCUA
Messenger RNA from Racocetra persica, 650 nucleotides. The record is from the annotation of a GenBank genome assembly. NCBI's taxonomy places the organism in Eukaryota, Fungi, Glomeromycota, Glomeromycetes, Diversisporales, Gigasporaceae.